Messenger RNA from Periophthalmus magnuspinnatus, 700 nucleotides. RefSeq names its product myosin light chain 5-like. Gene Ontology annotation, molecular function: calcium ion binding. Bases 122 to 643 code for a protein of 173 amino acids. Gene Ontology annotation, cellular component: cytoplasm. The transcript is spliced from 7 exons. The record is from RefSeq and is a predicted model, not a curated record. Lineage: Eukaryota; Metazoa; Chordata; Actinopteri; Gobiiformes; Gobiidae.
AGAGCUUCAUUCAAAUGUGCAGCACAUGUCCUGUCCCAAUCCCAGACAGCUGUUGUAUUUAAACUCUGUUUUCUCAGAUCCUUUUGCAUCAGUCUAUUGAACCAGAAGUAACACUUUCAGGAUGGCCAGCAGGAAGACAAAGAAGAAGGAAGGAGGUGCCAAAAGAGCCCAGAGAGCAUCGUCCAACGUUUUCUCCAUGUUCGAACAAACCCAAAUCCAAGAGUUUAAAGAGGCUUUCACUUUAAUUGACCAAAAUCGAGAUGGAUUCAUUGAUAAAGAAGACCUGAAGGACACAUAUGCAUCUUUAGGUAAGCUUAAUGUGAAGGAUAAUGAACUUGAAGACAUGUUAAAGGAAGCAACUGGACCCAUCAACUUCACAAUGUUUCUUAAUCUAUUUGGAGAAAAGCUGCAUGGGACUGAUGCUGAAGAAACCAUCCUAAAUGCUUUUAAGUUAUUUGAUUCAGAUGCCAAGGGUUUCAUACAUAAAGAUGAACUGCAGAGUUUACUGAUGACCCAGGCAGACAAGUUUUCAUUGGAGGAGGUCAAUCAAAUGUUUCAGUCAUCAGAUAUAGACCCUGCUGGCAACCUGGACUACAAAUCUCUGUGCUACAUUAUCACACAUGGGGAGGAGAAAGAAGAAUAGACAUGUAAUGAAAAAGUUAUUAUUUCUGACAAAUACUCAAUAAAAAUAUAGACCCAG